Messenger RNA from Symbiodinium sp. CCMP2592, 603 nucleotides. Lineage: Eukaryota; Dinophyceae; Suessiales; Symbiodiniaceae. The record is from the annotation of a GenBank genome assembly.
AUGCUGACUUCCAUGAAGAGCCGGGAGGGCAGUGUGGGCGCCAAGCUCUGCUUGAUGAAGCUAUGGGAGCGCACAGCUGUGGAGGAGAAGCCGAAGACCAAGAGGAAGUCGGAAGAGGAAGAGUUCAAGGAUCGUUUGAAGGAGAUGAACAUCACCCUGGAGGAGUCCACGGGCGGGCCAGAUGAUAUCAUCCCGGGCACCACGCAUGGCUUGCCCUACGUGACAUGCUUUGUGGAGUAUCAGGAUCGGAGCCAGCGCGAUGAAUACGGAUCGGUGCAGGCGAAGGAUGUGCUGGAAGAAUGGGUCAUGCGCGGUGACGACCAGACCGUGAGCAGUUUCACCUCAUGGCGACAGACAAUGGCCAACACCGCCAGCCUACAGUGCGUCGAGACGGCUUCUAAAUCUGUUGACGACACCAUGUGCAUUGAGUGUGUCUCCCCCGCCAAUGCUUUCGCAAUGAGCGAUGUGCCGAAUCGAAUCGUCGGAACGGUCCAUCCAAGCUCUGUGAUGACCUUUAGCGGCCUGGACAUCCGCAGCUGCAUCGCCUCGAGCUUCGGGCCAUCAGGCUUUUGCAAGUCGGGGACGCUGUCCGUGCCGCACUGA